AUGGGUUUGGGGGUAUGCGAAGAGGAUGAAGGGGACUUGUUUGGGACAGGCGGACUCUGCGGUGCUACAAGGAAUGGGGCCGUCUGUCUCGGUGACGGGCCGGUCAGUGGGCUUGCGUGUUUCGAGAGAAGACUCGGCGAAAAGACUCGACAGCGAGUCAAGGGUAGAGUCACGAGGAGGCAGGGUUCAGCGAAAGGGCACAACGGGCGUCAAGUGUCUCGUGGGCUCCCAGGGGCCGACCGCUUAGGAAGUGCCAGGCGGGGCGUGGUCGUCUCCGUGCGGGACUGCAUGGAUGAAGGGUGUCAUGAAGAUGGGGACACCAGGUCAAAUCCUGAGGAUGUCACACUGCCGUCGACCUUUGGGCCCCUGACCAAGGCCCCUAAACCUCAAUACCUCCUGGGCCUCUGGACUAUAGAGGAGCCGCCUUAUUUGACCGUCGGCACUGAUGUCAGCGCCAAGUACCGCGGCGCCUUCUGCGAGGCCAAGAUCAAGACGGCCAAGCGGUUGGUGAAAGUCAAGGUGACCUUCAAACUGGAUUCGUCGACGGUGGAGGUUCACGACGAGAACAUCAGAGGGCUUUUGAAGGUAGGAGCGGUGGUGGAGGUGAGGAACCAGGAUGGGACGUAUCAAGAGGCGACCAUCAACAAACUGACUGACGCCAGCUUGUACACAGUUGUGUUCGACGACGGCGAUGAGAAGACCCUAAGGCGGUCCUCGCUGUGCCUGAAGGGAGCCCGCCACUUUGCAGAGAGCGAGACGCUUGACCGGUUGCCCCUGACAAACCCCGAGCACUUUGGAACUCCAGUCAUCAGGAAGAAGGGAAGUCGAGGCCGGCGAUCCAACCCAGUUCAGGAGGAUGAGACCACGUCAUCCUCCAGCGAGGAAGAGGAGGCCGACCAGCGGCUGAAUGACGAGCUGCUGGGGAAGGUGGUGUGUGUGGAAACCGUAACCACGGGCGACAAGAAGAGGACGACAUGGUACCCUGCUCUGGUCGUCUCCCCCGACUGCAGCGAGGAUAUCUCCAUGAAGAAGGACAGCGUCUUCAUCCGCUCCUUCAAGGAUGGCAAAUUCUCUGUUGUGCUGCACAAGGACAUCCGUGAACUGGACAGCGAGUCAGUACCGAAAGCAGACUCCGGGCUGAGACAGGUCCUGGAGGGGGCGCUGGCCUUCCAGCGGUGGGGCACGGUGCCCAACAACUGGAGGAUGGAGGUGAAGGAUGACAGCUCCAGCAGUGAGGAAGACGAGGGUGACGAGGAAGAGGAACGUGAGGAGGACACCGGCAGCGAGGGGGAGCAGGAGGAAGUGGAGCCCUUCCCUGAAGAGAGAGACAACUUCAUACAGCAGCUGUACAAGUUCAUGGAGGACCGGGGUACCCCCAUCAAUAAGAGACCUGUGCUGGGCUACAGGAACCUCAACCUAUUCAAGCUCUACCGGCUAGUGCACAAACUGGGGGGGUUCGAUAAUAUUGACAGUGGUUCGGUCUGGAAGCAAGUCUACCAGGACUUGGGGAUACCGGUGCUGAACUCUGCCGCUGGUUACAACGUCAAGUGUGCCUAUAGAAAGUACCUCUUCGGCUUCGAAGAGUACUGCACCUCCGCUGGCAUCUCUUUCCGGAUGGAUCUCCCCCACAAGCUGGAGCGGAGGGCGGAGCCGGAGGCGGGGAGUAAUGCCCCCGUGACGCCGAGUAAAGGGGCGGAGUCAAAGGAGCAACAGCCUACCACUGACAGCCAGACCAGCGAGACACAGUCUACGGUAUGCAAGGGCGAGACCGAGGCCAGGCCGGGCCAGGCAGAAGCCGACGAGGUCGAGGGCGAGAGCCCGAAGGCUGAGGAGGAGCUGCAGAGGGAAGGACAGGCGGGGGGCGAAGAGGAUAAUGAGGAAAAGCCUUUGGGCCCCCGGGAAGAAAUUGUCAAGCAGGAGCCUUUGGAGGAAGAGCAGGAGGAAGAGCAGGAGGAAGAGCAGGAGGGAGAGCAGGAGGAAGAGCAGGAAGGAGAGCAGGAGGAAGAGCAGGAGGGAGAGCAGGAGGAAGAGCAGGACAAAUCAGGGGAUGACAGCAGUCAGGAGGGGGAAGGGGAGGAGUUUGAGUGUUACCCCCCAGGGAUGAAGGUGCAGGUGAGGUAUGGGCGAGGCCGCAAUCUGAAGACGUACGAGGCCACUGUCAAAGAGUCAGACCUGGAGGGGGGAGAGCUGCUCUACCUGGUGCACUACUGUGGCUGGAACAUCAGAUAUGACGAAUGGAUAAAGGCAGACAAGAUCGUGCGACCAGCCAAUAAGAAUGUGCCAAAAGUGAAACACCGGAAAAAAAUCAAGAACAAAAGUGAAAGGGACGGACUGGAGAGAAUGUCUAACAGGGAAGACUCUGCUCCUCCCAAGCCCAGCCGAUCCCAUCGCUCCCCCAAGCCUAGUGCCGCCCACGAUGGCUUCUCCAGGCCAGAAGUCAACUGUGAGAAAGGGGCGGAUUCAUCUCCGGUGAAGGGCGGCGACGUUUCCUCUGCCGCCAACGGGCUGCACGCUUCUGGAAUCUCAACAGAUGAAAGCGACCGAGAGGAUGAGGAAGCGAAUCAGGAGGAAGACAGGAAGGAGGCCCUGCAGGACUCUGAGCCCUGGGCGGGCGGGCCCCCCCAGGAAGGGUGCAGACCAGCUGGCUCGCCUGGACCGGAAGGUGAGAUCUGCACCCAGAAACGGAAGGCAGAUAGCCCUGGGGAACAUCUACAGAGGAGCCAUUCCAAGAGCAGUGCCAGGGGCCGGACUGUGGAGUGGCUGCCCACUGGCUCCCCCAAGAGACUGGAGGACAGUACUGCAACUCCCGGAAAGGAGGGGGAUGCCACAUCCAGCAUAAGUAGUAGCUCAGAGGAUGAGGGGGAUGCCCCUUGUGAGGUCCAAGAUGGGGAACAGACUCGUCCCAAAGCCAAGGUCUCACCAUCCAAGAAAUACAAUGGGCUAAAAGAGAAGGUGAAGGCUGGCCGUCCUUCUGGGUUCUGGGAGGUUCCUGAGAAGCGGGCCAAGGUGGCACAGAGUACAGACGAGAGGGUCUCUGCCGGGGGCCGACCCAAGGGCCAGAAGGAUGUCUGGUCUAGCAUCCAGGGCCAGUGGCCCAAGAAAACCCUGAAGGAGCUGUUCUCCGACUCGGACACGGAGGUAGCCAACUCCCCCCCACCGGCCCUCCCCGCCCCCGAGGAGCCAAAGGCCGACCGGGGGCUGGUGAACAUUCUGGCUGGGGAGGAGGAGAGGCAGGAGCCAGAGAGGACCCAGGAGUUUCCCAGCAGUGGCAGCAACUCUGUACUCAAUACCCCCCCCACCACCCCCGAGUCCCCUCCUCUGGCAGCCAAUGGUGGUGGCGAUACCACCGAGGCCUCCAAACGGACCCAGGAGCACACCCCUCCCCCGCCACCCCCACCUCCACUGGCCGCUGACCCACCCGUCGUCCCGUCUCCGUCGCAGCCCACACAGGAGGAGAGCAUGGGGGGGCGCAGCGAGACGGACAGCACGGUAGAGGUGGAAAGCCUCGGUGGGGAGCUCCAGGAGUUGCCCCGGGAGGAAGGGGCAGGAUCCCCCUGCACUGCCUUCGAUGGCAGCCUGUCCUGCAACAGCAGCAGCAGCAGCAGCCAGCUGGAAGGAGAGCAAGAGGUCAAAGUGGUGUCGGCGGGCCAUAAACGGCAGAAAGACCCAGAAGAGGGCUGCCCGAUGAAGAGGAACAAACGCAGCCACAAGAGCUCCAGCGGGCAUCCGAGGAAGGGCCGGAAAACAGCACACAGCAGUGACAGUGAGGACCAGUCCACCAAUGAAAACGGCGCCAAAUCUCCCGCCUCAAGGGCUCCCGGAAGGACGCCCCCUUCUGGCCACAAAUACCACAAGCAUGGGGAUCCGGAUCACCAAAAUCAGCAUCGGGAACAGCAGAGUCGCUCACCACGUGUAUACAAAUGGAGCUUUCAGAUGUCCGACCUGGAAAAAAUGACCAGCUUGGAAAGGAUCUCCUUCCUGCAGGAGAAGCUGCAGGACAUUCGCAACCACUACCUCUCGCUCAAGUCGGAGGUGGCGUCCAUAGACCGGAGGCGAAAGCGUUUAAAGAAGAAGGACCGAGAAAUUGCCGUGGCUGCCUCCUCGUCCUCGUCCCCCUCCUCCAGCUCGCUGACUGCGGCCGUCAUGCUCACUCUCACUGACCCGCCCGUGACGGGGCCCGCACAGAACUCUGGGAUGUCGGUGGAGUGCAGGUGACACAACAUCCGGUGACCCAGAAAACUCAGCAAAUGAACAACAGGCACUAUAUAUUUUUUUUUUUAUAUUGACAACUGUUUUUCUUUUUGGCAAGCUAACUGCACUUAAGUGCACUUUCAUGAAGGGAGCUGGGAAAACGCAACGGUGGACUUGCUGUGUCUUGGUGAUAAAGACAUUAAGUUGUUUUCUCAGAGCAAUAAUUGUUUUCACCUUGAUUGUGUUUUGAGGUGGGGGGGAGGGGUACGGUCAGUGAAUUCGGAGGGGUCCUUCCUGUAGUGUGUCCGUCAACUGUAACAUGUCGCGUUUACAUGUGUCGCAUUAAAUGUAACCGCUAAAGAGUAUCUCCCCUUCCCCUGUUCAGUAGCUUAUCUUCUGAACGUCCUCGUGUCCUGUGAGUGAAAGGUACACCCCUUGUCCAUCAAGCAAAGCUGAGCUGAAAAAAGAGUAAAAAAUACCCACAGAACAUUAUGGGGGGGUGUCCCCCACCCUGCCAUAGAGGUUGUUGUUAUUAUUAAAAUAAUAAAGCUGUAAGACCAUGAGCCACGGAGGUACCCUGUAACCUCAUUGUCAGCUGAACGUCAGAGUGAUACUCUUGUGCCUUGUUGCUUUUCAUCGGGCACUUGGAUAGACGACACGGUUGAACCCACCUGGCCCUGUUGUGAGCGUGCUGAGUCCGGCACUGGCAGAAGACUCCCAGCAAAUUAACUUCCUGUUUACAGAUGACAGAAGAUCCUCGUGUCAGCAGCUGAGAGACGUGAAAAGGGCUCUUUAAAGUAUUCAGUGAUGAUCUGUAUCUCUCGGAACAUGGCUAAAAGAUUCACUGGUGAUGGAGCUCACCUUCAAAAUAGUGACUCUUGUACAUGAAAUGGAAAGAAGUUGCACUUUAAGAAAUGAGAGUAAAUGUAUUUUGCUACUGAAUAUGAAUAUACCAGUAAGAUGGAUUUACAAAGAGAAGUCUCACUUAACAGUGACUGUAAAUGCACUACAGCGGAAAAUAAACUUAAUCACGGUUCAAUAUAAACCCUAAAAUGAAGACCCCGGUUUUGUAGUUUCAUUGUCUUCCCAAUGAUAUUUUCACCCCAUGUUUUGCUUAUUGGCCUACCUUCAUGGAGCCUAACGAAUGUGUAUUACACUCAGACACUGUCCAGGCCGAUAUCUGUCACAGCAGGGGAGGAGCUGUGGGUAAACAGCUGUGUAGUCAGUCUUAUCAGUAUCGUGCAGAAGCUGACGCUUACUGCAGCUGGUGGCAUGAAUGAAUUAUGGGAAUUCUCUUGGCAAGGGUACAGAUUUUUUUUAAAAAAGAAGGAUUAUUUAAGGGAGGAAAACGAAGAAAGGUUUGUUCUUAAACCUAGGAAACCUAAGUUCAUCUCUACACUUGGUACUGAUAUGUCUCACUGGGAACAUUGGCUGUUGCUUUGCUACAUCUUAUCGGAGUGUGUGUCUGUGUGUGUUGGGGUAUCCAUCAACCACUGAGCUUGUUCACAGGUCUGAUCGGGGUGUGCCCUCUUAAAUGUGUGUGUGUGUGUGUGUUUUCUUUGAGUUUCUUCAAUCAGGUAAAAAGUUACAGUUUUGCAAACAUGCAUUUAUUACAGAGAUGGAUGACAUUGGUGCAUUCAGUUCUUAAGAGAACUCAAGUCUGUACAGACUCCCUGUUGUAUGAUAAACCGAAGACCUUUUUUUGGUUUUGGCACUAUGUAAUUGUAUGCCUUUGUAAUACAUUUGUAUAUCAAAAUGUGUUUGGAGUCAAGCUAUUUAAUAUGUUACACUGUUAAUACUGUGUACUUUUCUGUACAGACUUUUACCGUUUUAACUGUAGUUUCUCUGUACAUCUUUAGAGGGUUAAAGCAUGUCUCCUUUGUUUUAUGUCUUUGCCUUCCCCGUGGGACAGUUUUAUCCAGUUAUUUUUCAUACUUUUUUCUAGAAAAGUCAGCAUUUUUUUUAGUUUGCUGUCAUAUACGAAGCAUUGUAUUCUUGAAGGUGAGUUCAGAAGUAUUUUCCAACCUGUACAUGGGCUUGUAAAGCUUUACCUUUACAAAUAAGUUCGGAGAGAAGGGAUGCAGUGAAAGCUCUAAAGUAUUUAUUAGAUUCCUUGAAGGAUGGACAUUGUGUAAUUUAUUGUACAAAUGUAAGCUAAAAGAAGCCUCUGUUUGAAAUAAAUACCAUAGUUUGUGAA
Molecule: messenger RNA, 6388 nt
Organism: Brienomyrus brachyistius
Lineage: Eukaryota; Metazoa; Chordata; Actinopteri; Osteoglossiformes; Mormyridae
Product: AT-rich interactive domain-containing protein 4B-like
Biological process (GO): regulation of transcription by RNA polymerase II
Cellular component (GO): nucleus
Molecular function (GO): transcription cis-regulatory region binding
Source: RefSeq, a predicted model, not a curated record